AUGGCAGAUACAACAUUAUUAUUACAAAAAUCUUAUACAUUAAUUCAACAAGCAGCGAUAAGUGAUAGAAAUGGUCAAUAUAGUAUAGCAUUAAAUUUAUAUACAAAUGGAUUGGAAGGUCUUAUGUCUGCUUUGAAAUUGGAAAAGAAUGAUAGAGUAAUACAAACAUUAAAAAUAAAGAUAACAGAAUAUUUCAAUAGAGCGGAACAAUUAAAAGAUAUAAUAAAGAAAGGUUAUGUUGCACCACCAUUACCAACAACAAAUCAAUCGUGUCACGAUUGUGUCGCAUCACCACCACCAACACCAUCACAUUAUCAACCACCACAACCUGUAUAUAGACCAACUGCACCAACUGCACCACCUCCAUCACAAUAUCAUCCAAUACCAACAAAUACCGAUGAUUUAAUAUUACCAAGUGUUCCCACUUUCAAUCCACUACCAACUCCACCACCACCAUUUAACCCAUCUGUUACAAAUAAUAUAUCAUCGACAAAUUCAUCAUCAACAAAUUCAUCAUCAUCAUCAUCGUUAGGAUUAGUUUCAAGUAAAAAAAUUGAAAAUGGUUCAAUUGGUAAUUCAUAUGAAACAUUAUUUGGUGAUAAAUUAAUUGGGAGCACGUGGAUAAAAGUUGAAGAUCCAUAUAUUAGAACUAGACAUCAAAUUGAUAACUUUGUAAAAUUAAUAGAAUUGGUAAUAUCAAAAUGUAUUUUUAAAGAUUUAAAAUCUCAAUCAGAUAGUAGUUUUAAAUUACAAAAACCAUCAACUAAAUUUAAGAUUGACCUAACUACAUCAACUGAAUCCCAACAACAAGAAGAUGAAUUAAAAUUAACAUUCUAUCAACUUAAGGAUCAAAUUUCGACACAAUAUAAUAUAGUUUUUAAUUAUCAAUUUUCAAGUACUAUUCACGAUCGUUCAAUUGAAUGUAGUAAUGGUUAUCUCAUAAAAUAA
Messenger RNA from Dictyostelium discoideum AX4, 948 nucleotides. RefSeq names its product microtubule interacting and transport domain-containing protein. Bases 1 to 948 code for a protein of 315 amino acids. The record is from RefSeq and is a predicted model, not a curated record. The transcript has a single exon. Lineage: Eukaryota; Evosea; Eumycetozoa; Dictyosteliales; Dictyosteliaceae.